AUGAACAAAGCAGACAGCGCAUGGCAACUAACAGCAACCACAAUGGUCUGCCUACAGAGUGUUCCUGGGCUAGUCAUUCUAUAUGGAAGCAUGGUCAAGAAAAAAUGGGCUGUCAACUCUGCCUUCAUGGCCUUCUAUGCCUUUGCCGCGGUCCUAGUCUGUUGGGUCCUAUUGGCCCAUCAAAUGUCCUUUGGGGCCAAGAUGAGCCCACUGUUAGGGAGACCUGGCUCUGCAUUGUCAGAAAAACUUCUCCUUGGACAGUCUAGGAGGGGUUUGGUCCCAGUGGCUGAUUUUGUGUUUUACCAAUUUGCUUUUGCUGCUAUUACUGUUAUAUUGCUGGCAGGUUCUUUACUUGGGAGGAUGAACUUCUAUGCAUGGAUGUUGUUUGUUCCUCUAUGGCUGUUUGUCAGUUACACUGUUGGUGCCUCAACUAUCUGGGGUGAUGGCUUUCUUGAAAGACGUAUAAUUGAUUAUGCUGGUGGCUACGUAAUUCAUCUUUCCUCUGGGGUGGCUGGUUUCACUGCUGCAUAUUGGGUAGGACCAAGGCAUUCACAUGAUAGGCAAAACUUUCCGCCAAACAACAUAAUUCACAUGUUAGGAGGUGCAGGGUUCCUAUGGCUGGGAUGGACAGGUUUCAAUGGUGGAUCUCCUUUUGCAGCUGGCUUGGUUGCUUCGUUGGCCAUUUUCAACACUCAUCUUUGCACUGCAACCAGCCUCUUGGUAUGGGUUUCCCUGGACAUGGUUUUUUACAGGAAAAGUUCUGUCAUUGGUGCUGUCCAGGGGAUGAUCACUGGACUUGUUUGCAUCACUCCCGGUGCAGGGAUAGUGGAACCAUGGGCAGCACUAUUGAUGGGAGUAAUGUCUGGUUCAAUUCCAUGGUACACAAUGAUGGUGUUGCACAGGAGGUUUGCGUUCUUCCAAAGCGUGGACGACACAUUGGCUGUCUUCCACACGCAUGCUGUGGCUGGACUUUUGGGAGGAAUUCUUUCUGGCAUCUUCGCUAAGCCUGCCCUUCUAAAGUUGAUGUACCCAGACACCACGUACCAUACAGGAUUAAUUUAUAGUUUCAGUGGAGGAAGACAUGCGGAUGGCUUUAAGCAGAUGGGCAUCCAACUUUUGGGAGCUGCUUUUAUUACUGCUUGGAAUGCAGGCGCUACAAGCUUAAUUUGUAUUCUGAUAAGCCGCAUUGUCGAUCUUAGGAUGAGGGAAGAUGACCUAGAAAUAGGUGAUGAUGCUGUGCAUGGUGAAGAAGCCUAUGCACUGUGGGGUGAUGGGGAGAGGAUGCCGAAGCCGCUUCGUCUGCACAUGCAUCCCAGACUUCCUUACUUCUGCCGACAACGCUUCUGAUAUGUCCAUCAGAACUGCAUAUGUAAUGCAUAUCUAAUAAGUUGCAAUGCAUUACCAUGGAAUAAGGCAGUAUUGCUUACUGGUUCAUUGCUGCGGCACUUAUCCACUUUUUGUUGGAUUAUUGCUGCUUGCAU
Populus euphratica (Euphrates poplar) is the source of this 1481-nucleotide messenger RNA. RefSeq names its product ammonium transporter 3 member 2-like. The record is from RefSeq and is a predicted model, not a curated record. Gene Ontology annotation, biological process: ammonium transmembrane transport. Gene Ontology annotation, cellular component: plasma membrane. The transcript is spliced from 3 exons. Gene Ontology annotation, molecular function: ammonium channel activity. Lineage: Eukaryota; Viridiplantae; Streptophyta; Magnoliopsida; Malpighiales; Salicaceae. Bases 1 to 1347 code for a protein of 448 amino acids.